Messenger RNA from Papaver somniferum (opium poppy), 4410 nucleotides. RefSeq lists its product as uncharacterized. The transcript is spliced from 3 exons. The record is from RefSeq and is a predicted model, not a curated record. Gene Ontology annotation, molecular function: catalytic activity. Bases 1 to 4410 code for a protein of 1469 amino acids. NCBI's taxonomy places the organism in Eukaryota, Viridiplantae, Streptophyta, Magnoliopsida, Ranunculales, Papaveraceae.
AUGGGGAAAAGUGUCUUGGCUUUGAAGUCGGUCGUAGGUGUUGACAUUUCAGAAAAGCCUUCAAGCUCCAGCAACCUAGGACUGCAAAGCAACACGGGGUCUGAAGUAGGGUUACUUGGAAAUAGAGUGAUCACGGAUUGUGUCUUUCCUAAAGGUUUUUUUGUACAGUCGAAGGAGCUAAGUGAAUAUCCUUUUCAAGUAUCUUCUGGUCCGUUUGCUGUCUUGGAGGGUGAGUUAGAGAGGAAAGGACUUUUGUUUGAUUUGAGUCUCGGGUUGGGUGCAUGUGCUGCAUUCACUUCAACGGCAGAUAACAAGAAGAUAUUUUGCGACUUGAAUUUGGAACCAAUGGAGCAUGAAUCGUUGGGAUUACACCUGGGCUUAGGAAACGGGCCAUUAACUACGACCAGUCUAACAAUUCCUCUUGAAGUGAGUUUAACGGGUGCUAUUAGUAAUAAUUCUCUGUCUAUUGAAGAAAUUGAGCUAAAAGAAGACGAACCUGCUAGAGAUAAAUUAGGGAUCUGUUUUAGUGAGACCAUCAAUUGGAGAGUAAAAGGAAAGUUGAAAAUUCAUAAGGUUGUCAAUCAUAGAAGAUUUAAACAGAAAAGGUUUCUGAGGUUUCUGCUUCAUGGACUUUCCCCUGAGGCGAGGUCUUCUAUUCAUGAAGAGAAUUUCAAGAAGAAGGAAUUUUGUGUUUGCGACCAAGACGAUGAGAGACGAAGAUUGGAAGCUGAGACAAUCACGGAUGUUCACAUGGGUGCUCGUCUGGUGGAUUCAAUUUCUGCUGGUAAGAAUUCUAUUCAGGAAAAUCAAAAUUCUAGGGUUUUUUGUUCACAAUUUUUUGGUACUGCUUGGUUGGACGAUAAGCAUUAUGAUUCAAAGCCAUUAUCUUCUCAACUUGAAUCUUAUAUAGCAGAGCAUGUAACGAAUGAAAUUGUUCAAUUUAAUUUGAAAGGUUUGGGGACUGAAGGUAGAGAUACUGCAAUUAGCUCUGUGGUAAAUCUUGAAAAGGCAGCUGUGGUUUUUAUUCAAGAAACAAAAAUGGAUCACAUGGAUGAUUUUACAGUAAGGAGUCUAUGGGGGGUUGCAGAUAGAACUAGAAUUUGGUCUGAGUUAGAUGAGGUGAGAGCAAAGUGGCCGGAAUUACCUUGGUGUAUAGGUGGGGACUACAAUGUUAUUAGGGUCUCGUCUGAAAAAAAUACACCAAGUGCUUCAGAUGUGAAUAUGAGGCGGUUUGAUUCCUUUUUGCGAAGACAUGAGUUAUGCGACUUACCACUGAAUGGAGGGCUAUUUACCUGGUCAAAUAUGCAAAUUCCACCUAUUUUAUGCAGAUUGGAUAGAUUUGUUGUUAGUGGGGAGUGGGAGGACAAGUUCCAUUUAAUGGCUCAAUGUGUUCUCACACGGACGGUAUCAGAUCAUUCUCCAUUGUCUCUACGAAGUGGUGGUAUCUUAUUUGGUCCCUUUCCUUUUAAGGUUGAAAUUUUCUGGUUAGAGCAUCCUAGUUUCAAAGAUCUGAUGUUUUUUUGGUGGAAUAGCAUGUGUUUUGAGGGUUCUUCAAGUUUCAUCUUUGCUAAGAAAUUGCAAAUGUUGAAGUCAAUAUUAAAGGGAUGGAGUAAAGAGACUUUUGGGAAUUUGGAUAAGAAGUUAAGGGAACUGGAAGUACUAAUUGACAUUCUGGACAAGAAGGAAGAGGUAUCAGCUCCUAUUUCAGAUGUGGAGAUUUUGGAGAGGGCUAGUCAUCGUCGACAUUAUAAUGAAGUGCUUGUCUUGAUAGCGAAGAAGUGGAAAUUAAGGGCUAAAAUCCGUUGGCAUGAGGAUGGGGAAAGGAAUACAAAGAUGUUUCACAAAAUAGCGAAUGGGAACAGAAGGAAAAACGCCAUGUUUAAGUUGAUGAUUGGUACAGAGGAGGUUGUGUGUCAAGAUCGAAUUAUCAAAGAGGUGACUGAGUUUUAUGAGAAGUUGUAUACUAGAGAUCAGGAGGAGGAUGUUGACCUGGAAGAGCUGUCUUUUUCAACUAUUUCAGAGACGCAGAGCACUUGGCUUGAAAGAGAAAUUUCUGAAGACGAGAUCAUGUCGACUAUCAAAUCAUUCAAGCUGAAUAAGUCUCCAGGGCCCGACGGGUUUCCGAUUGAGUUUUACAAAGUUUCUUGGGAAGUUAUUAAAAACGAUUUUAUGAAAGUGGUGAAGGAAUUUAAUGAGAUUGGGGGUGUCAAUUGGCGCUUAAACUUCACUUUUCUUUCAUUGAUUCCGAAGAAGAAAGAUGCUGUUCAGUUGAAGGAUUUUCGGCCUAUUAGCCUGGUCAGUACUAUCUAUAAGAUCUUUUCAAAAGUUCUCGCCAAUAGAUUAAAGGUGGUUAUCCCAAAUCUGAUUUCUCAAUCUCAAGGUGCCUUUCUAGCCGAGAGACAGAUAUUAGACGGAAUCUUAAUUGCAAAUGAGCUAAUUGACUCUAGAAAGAUGCAGGGAAAAGAAGGGAUUGUGUGCAAGUUGGAUAUGGAAAAGGCUUACGACCAUGUUCUCUGGGGAUCCGUAGAAGGUGUGCUUAAGAAGAUGGGGUUCGGUUUGAAAUGGAGAAGAUGGGUUAGAAAUUGCAUUUCAAAUGCUAGGUUUUCAGUUAUCAUCAAUGGAGCAGCGAAAGGGUUCUUUAAAUCUUCUCAGGGUCUCCGGCAGGGAGAUCCUCUAUCUCCGUUCUUAUUCCUAUUGGUGGCUGAAGUUUUUAAUAAACUUAUGAAUAAUGCGAAGUCUGAAGGUUGUCUAAAAGGUUUUUAUGUGAAAGAAAAUGGUAUGGAAGUCUCUCAUCUUCAAUUCGCGGAUGACACAAUUGUAUUCCUAGAUGCGAAGGUAGAAGAAGUUCAAAAGCUUAUGGAGGUGUUAGAGAGUUUCAAGGCCAAAACAGGUCUGAAAGUUAACCUCUCUAAGAGUGCCAUGAUGGGUAUUGGGGUUCAGCAGGAAUGUAUUCAAGAAUGUGCAGGAUUAGCAGGGUGUGCAGUUGGAGAGUUUCCAAUUUCUUAUCUUGGGAUUCCUAUUGGGGCGUUUACUAGACUAAGAUCUGUUUGGAAUGUUGUGAUUGAAAGAAUGAUUCUGAAGCUAGCUCCUUGGAAGACAAGGUACCUCUCGAAAGCCGGAAGGGUUGAGCUCAUCAAUAACGCGGUAGCAUCCAUCCCUUUGUAUUAUCUUUCACUUUUUCAAAUGCCUAUUUCAGUAGCGAAGAAAUUAGAAAAACUGAUGCGGAAUUUUCUUUGGGGAGAUACUAUUAACAAGAAAAGCCUUCAUUGGAGGUCGUGGAAAAAAGUUUCUGUCCCUAAGAGUGAAGGCGGUCUGGGCAUCAGAAAUUUAAAGGUUACCAACGACGCUCUGUUAACAAAGUGGUUGUGGAGAUAUGGAGAGGAGAAGAUGAGUUUGUGGAGGAAAAUCAUUUUUGAGAAAUUCGGCGGCAUUGAAGAAGUUUGGUUACCUAAAGACUCAAAAAGAACGUAUGGGUGGGGGUUAUGGCGGGGUAUUCUCAAUCAGUCUGCUUUCCUUAAAAAUGGGUCCAAAAUUUCAAUAGGUAGAGGAAAUAAGACGAAUUUUUGGGAUGAUGUUUGGUGUCAUGAAAAAACUCUUAGAGAGUUAUUUCCAAAGCUAUGGAAAAUCAGCAGAAAGAAGGAAGCUACAGUUGAAGAUAUCUACAUCGAUGAUGGGGCUGGACCGUCUUGGAACAUUGACCCUUGUAGAAGGCUUAAGGAUCAGGAAAUUCAAGAUGUUACAGAAUUCUCUAGACUUUUAGACGAUCGAAGAGCUCCUGUUGCAACCGAUGAUAAACGGGAGUGGACUUACAGCCCCAAAGGUAUGUUCUCUGUUAGUUCUUGCUAUGCUUGGCUUAUGCAUGAUCAAGGACAUAUCACUCCUCCAAAAUUUCCAUCUAAAUACAUUUGGAACAAGACAAUCCCUCCUAAGGUUAGUUUUUUGGUUUGGGCUGCUGCAAAUAGAGUUGUUCCCACUCUUUCUAUGUUGUCGAGAAGGGGUAUGAUAGUGGUGAAUUUAUGUGGGUUCUGUGAUAAUAAUGAGGAAUCGGUUGAACAUUUGUUUCUCCACUUCCCUUUCAUUUGGAAGAUUUGGGAACAUCUUCUUCAACAGCUGGGUUUUGCCUGGGUUCAUCCCACAACCAUUAUUGAUUUCUCAUGGAAGUGGAAAUUGAAGUUUUCGACCAAACCCCUUGUGUUCUUACGAUAUUGUCUUCCGUUUGCUUUGUGGUGGGUGGUGUGGUUGGAAAGAAAUGACAUUCAAAUAGCGAAGAAGCAAGGGAGGAAAACCUUAAACUCUCUUAUUAUAGAUAUAAAGUUGUUGUUGCUUAGUUGGUAUGUUAAUGUUGAUUCAUUCAAAAACAUGAAGUUAGAUGACUUCGUUUUUGAUUGGAAAAUCUUAUUUAGAGAAUAG